Molecule: messenger RNA, 957 nt
Organism: Ornithodoros turicata
Lineage: Eukaryota; Metazoa; Arthropoda; Arachnida; Ixodida; Argasidae
Exons: 7
Coding region: 94-957 (287 amino acids)
Source: RefSeq, a predicted model, not a curated record
GCUGACGCUGAAUGUAACGCAAGAUACAGACAGCAAUACGGACUCACUACUGGAAAACACACAGAUUUGGUUCCCGAUACGACAAGAUGCUGCAUGUUGGAGUACGGCAAGGACUGCGUUCCCUUACGACUCAGAGAAAAACGAUGCGAUCAACUCAUCUUCACACAUUUUAAGGAAAUAAGGAGCAAGCAAAUAGUGGCGGAAGGUGCAUCCUUGAACUUCAACUGCCCUUUUGCAGCAACGUGCGACUCCUCAACAAUAUCCGAGGCCAACACUGACUGCUACAAAAGAUUUGAAAUGGAACACGGCGGCAUUCCCCGAAAACCAAAUGAUCCAAUUGAGCCAACUGGGAAUAUAAGAUUACUCUGUUGUAUGUUAAAAUACAACAAGUAUUGCGUUCCGAAACUCCUAGAAGACAAAGGAUGCCAUCCCGCUGCUGCUCUACAGUCUGCGACGGAGAUAGAGACCAGAUUGAAAAAUUGUCCAACACCCAACCCGUUAUGCGUCCCUCCACGACAGUGCAAGCAAAGCUUACCCGACGCCAAAUUCAUUUGCGAGUACAGAUAUAGAAAGGAACAUGGAACCAUAGCUCCAAAGCGUCGUGCAGACCUGCAACCGAGAGAUCAGGGCCGAGACAAGCUGCACAAAAAACGUUGCUGUCUAAUGCAAUACAACAAGGAUUGCGUUCCGAAAAUACUCCAAGAAGAGUUCGUAUGUAGUGAUCCAGAUUUUCUUGAGGUGUUCUUCGAGCAAAUACGAACUGAGUGUGGAACAUCCAAGUGGGACUGUACAGGCGUCCCUGCACCACAGUGCGAUGACGAGCAAUUAUCCAACGCGAGGAAAAUUUGCGAUUACAAAUAUGCGGAUGAGCACGGAACCAUAGCUCCAAAACAUCGUGCAGACCUACAACCUAGGGAUAUGAGCCCCGCUGAGGUGCACAGACUACGAUGCUGGUAA